Pungitius pungitius (ninespine stickleback) is the source of this 1889-nucleotide messenger RNA. It is a transcript of the gene dcaf17, whose product is annotated as ddb1 and cul4 associated factor 17. The coding region runs from base 5 to 1534 and encodes 509 amino acids. The transcript has 14 exons. Lineage: Eukaryota; Metazoa; Chordata; Actinopteri; Perciformes; Gasterosteidae. The record is from RefSeq and is a predicted model, not a curated record. Gene Ontology annotation, biological process: protein ubiquitination. Gene Ontology annotation, cellular component: Cul4-RING E3 ubiquitin ligase complex.
GCUGAUGGCGCCGUACCGCGGUGACAGAGCCGUGAACGCCGCGGAGCUGUUGAUCCGGAGGAGUAGAGGGAUCGGGGAUGCCGGGUCUCUGAUCAGACACAACGUGAAGGUCCUUCGAGGCAUCCUACUACAGGACAACAGGGAUUUCGUUAAAGUAUGGAACAAGAGCUCAAAAUCCACAAUGAUGUAUGAGAAUGGUAAAAUCUACUUUGAAAAUUAUCAGAACUGCUACAGCUGUGUUCAUGCAGAGCCUCAAGUUCUAUACAAACUGCCCAGGAGAUCUAAAUUGGAGAAAUUUGAAGAUGCGUUGCUGUGUCAGAGCCCACUUGACAGGACAUUAGCAUCCCCCUCUGAUCAAAAACCCAGCCUCUUGGCUUUGACCGCCGACAACUGGCUGUAUCGCCUAUCAGCUGAAACAGGAGAGGAGCUGCAGAGAGUUUACUUGUCCUCAAAACAUAAGUUCAGGUAUCUUGGCUGGGAUGUCUCUCAGGAGAUGUUUUAUGUUAAAUCUGUUCAAAACAAAGCAACCUCUUUAGCUCGACAGGCAAGUGUCACUCAGGAGACUGUGAUGCACUUGGCCAUCUUCAAUGUCUUUCCCUUACAAAUUGUUGGCAUUUUGGAGAUCAACAAAAAGGUAUUUGGAAAUGGCGUUACUGAUGUUGUUCUGUCCCAAGGUGUCCUCGUGGUGUCUUACACCAACAAGUCAGUGAAGCUGUACAGCUUUGAGCACAUUGUUCAAAGGUACUUAAAGGAGACGCUGACACUUGGAAAGCAGAGCUCACUUCUUGGUGGCAAAACUGUGGGAGAUGUUCCGUUUGGUAUCCCAGUAAACAUACAGAUCACCGAUUGGCCUCCAGUGCUUUUUGAGGUAUCAUGUGCUAAUAACAGUGUCCAGAUGGGAGGCUACCCGUGGCACUACAUCUACACACCACCACAUAAAAAUCACAAGGGCACUCACCACAUCUGUUCCCUCAAGGACAGCACUGUAGCAUCAAAUGGAAUACAGAACAUGAACUGCUGCUCUCUGGAGAGCGAUGGGAUAUUCUUCCACCCUGAUGACUCAGGAAGAAUCCUUCAUGUUGGACCUGCAACAAUAAAUGUCCUGAAAAUCAUUAGUGAACUGAACAAUGGCUCAUCUUCAGAGGUGGUUCAGGAUUUCUCUAUGAAAAUCCAUCGACACAACAACCCAACUUCACAAGUCACAGUCACCUCAUCGGGCCGAACGGUGAAGAAAAGAUUUCAUCAGCUGGACGAUGACCCAGAUCAAGAGACUUUCCGCAUAGUGGAGUAUGAGGACGAGCUGGACCUCUUGGCAGUGGUGGUUACUAACGGUGAGGAGGGAGAAGGAAGAGCCCAGAUCCGACUGCACGACAACCAGAGUGGGGAGUUACUGCGGACUGUGGAUCUGGUAGAACCGUGGGACGAGACUUUUCGACAUGAGUUGUUUUUUGACAAAGACACAAUUGUUCACAUUGAACAGAAGAACACCAGCUUCUGCUGCCAUGUCUACAAGCUCAAGGUCGCCGGAAAAUAAUGCUUUUAUUGUUCAAAAUAAUGUCAUUAUUGUCAUUAAUGUCAUUAUUGACAUUAUUACUGUUGUGCGAAUUACAUCAGAUAAUUAUUUUAGUACCCGUCGUUCUCUUUAAAUGAAAAUUGUUGUCUUUUGUGUUUCCACUCUAUUCAUCCAGAUAUUAACAUACUGCAAAGUGGCUUUUUAAUGGGAUUUCUGCACUAAUGUGUUGGUGUGGUGCAAGCUUCGCCACUUUUUACAGAUUUGAAAUUGAUAUUCUUGCAAACUCUGGUAUGUUUACAUAUAGUGUUUUUCUGUUCAUUAACAUACUGUCAAAUAAAUACGUUUGAAAUCACAGGUGUCAUUUCAGGCCACCUGU